Molecule: messenger RNA, 1827 nt
Organism: Aureobasidium musti
Lineage: Eukaryota; Fungi; Ascomycota; Dothideomycetes; Dothideales; Saccotheciaceae
Source: the annotation of a GenBank genome assembly
AUGCCUCGCGAAAGCAGUUCGCACGCGGGCGAAGGAUUUCGCCGCAUGAAACUACGCAAGAAGACCGAAAGACCUUCCAGUUGGUACAGAGCUCCAGAAAUCCAAGAGAGAGGUAGAACCUUGGAGCGCGCCUCGGACCAAGAAGGUCUCGAAUCGGGCAUUGGACUGGGUAUCAGUUUUUCAGACUCAGAGAGUGAUCCGGAGGAGACGGCAGACUCAGAAUUGCUGGGCGAAGAGAUGGCAGACGAUCCCAAGAUACAGAACUACUCGUCCAGGCAGCCGACUUUGUUUAUCAGACGCAACACAGAAAGAGCAGAGCAAGCAGUUCUUCCUCGCCCUGAUGAUCCGGUAUUGGCAAUCCAGAAGCUUCUCACGGAAGGUGGAGCAUUGCUUCGCACAGGACGCGAUGAGGACGAGGGACUCAUGUGUGUGAGUGUUAAUGCAGUGCGCAUGGUCANNGAGAGGGACGCAGACGCGAACGCGAAGAAGGAAGAGCACCAACAAGAACUAGACCAAUUCGUCGCCAACUUUGAGCAGCUUCAGCACGAGGAUCAGCUUGUUCCUGAGGAAUCCAACGACGCCCAACUCGCCAAAGAGACCGAAUUCGAGAGUGUACCGAGCACCGACGGCGUCCAAGAGUCAAGCCUCCGCCAGAGUCAAGCAUCCUACGGCGGCUACAUCGUCAAGUCUGAUAGCGACAGUGACAGCGACAGCGUCAAAUCAGCCGGCUCUGACACUUCGUCGCGCACGGCCUUCCGCGUCAGAGACCCCAACACUACACCAAGACCUGGCGACAUUGGAAACACCAACAGUCUAGGAAAGAGCCACUCGUCCGCUGCGCGUCCACUGCCGCUUCCUCCUACCUUCCCUUCGGACCUCCUCGAACCAGGCCAUCCCGACGAUGAUGAAGAGUUUGUCUCGCUGAACGACCCUUCCAUCAGACACCACCUUGCGCGUGCCCUCUCCAACAUCUACUCUGGUGACAUGGCCGCUCAGAACCCUGCCAUGGCCAACUCGGCUGCACCCUACACCCUCGGAGGUGGCAUGCCUUCAGCCGGCCACCACAGCGACAUGCAGCACAUCUGGUCUCUGGUCCAAGAAUUGAGUUCUGUCUUGCAACAGAACCGCGAGCAAUACGACGAGCUGCAGGACGGUCUCGCUCGUGCCCAGGUACACUUCAACCACAGGGACAUGGCAAAGAUGCUUGGAUUGCUCACACGCUUCGUUUUAGNNACCAGGCCCCUUGAAAACGGUGUCCUGACCAAUGGAGAUGCUAAUGGUACGGUCAUUCAUGCUUCUGCUCUAAUACUGAAGCUUUGUCGCUCUUUGCAGNUCUCUCAUGCCCCUCAUGCUCCUUCUGAUAUCGACACGACCGCCCUCCAAGCCCAAUUGUCAGACGCAAUGUCCCGAAUCACCGAACUAGAAACAGAGUGCAAGGAAGCCAACGAAGUCAUUGACUACGCCGAAGAGGUAGUCGAGAAGUUCAAGCUACAAAUCCAAGAUUAUGCACACAGUCACCAGACCGCAACCAUUGCCCUACACGCACACUACAACUCGCUGCUCGAAACGUCGCGCAACGAAACCAUCCAAGCCCAACUCACACACCAAAACUGGCAGGCCUCGUUGCUGCGCCUAGCUGAGAACCUACGUCUGGCCCACAGCGCUCAUGAAGAAGGCACUCUACCCUAUCGUCGUCGUAUCGCUGCUCUGAAGGAGGAAAACCGCAUCUUGCGCGCCAAAGCUGGAUGGGAACCUGCCAGUGACAGCGAGAACAGCGAUGACGAAGACGACGUCUUUGACGAAGGCAUUGAGGCCGGCUCUUCUUAA